Molecule: messenger RNA, 1824 nt
Organism: Penicillium daleae
Lineage: Eukaryota; Fungi; Ascomycota; Eurotiomycetes; Eurotiales; Aspergillaceae
Product: putative regulatory factor Sgt1
Exons: 3
Coding region: 1-1824 (607 amino acids)
Cellular component (GO): nucleus
Source: RefSeq, a predicted model, not a curated record
AUGGCGACCGCGGAGGAUAUUGCGUGGUUCCAAUCGACUUUCCGUCCUAUCCCGAAGCCUGAACUUCCUGAUGAUUCGGUCGAAUAUUUCAUUUAUCACUUGCCCUCCCCCGCCCCCGCCGUUAUCGACGAAGCCGCGGAGGCUCGAGCCCGAUUGCUCGAAGUGCAGCGCACCGCUGCUGAGUUGACGAAAGAGCUUUUGAAAGACUACAUUUGGCAGCGCGAAAGCUUCCGCUUAGAGAUUAACAAAGAAAAUGGCAUUACCUCACUUCACGGGCGUACCAACUACGGCGACUCUAUUGAGGACGAGUGGGUGAUUGUAUACCUUCUCCGGGAGUUGACAAAUCGGCAUAAGGACAUUUGGGUCAAGGUUGUGGACAGUGAUGGCGAAUUCUUGCUCGUCGAGGCUGCCGGCACUCUUCCCGCAUGGCUGGAGCCUGAAGUUGCAGACAAUAGGGUCUGGAUCCACCAAGGACAACUCCGGAUUAUCAAGCCAAAGCAAGACAAGGGUCGAAAAGUCACCGAAAAACUUACACUCGCCGACGCACGAACGAUCAUUCAGAAUGAGCCAGAUCGCUUUAUGAAGUCCACGAUAAUUCAAGAAGAGGCAUUUUACCGUCUACGCAAUUACCCCAAGCAGAUUACCGAAAACCUUCACUCCGCGAUCCUCACAAUUCCACGCAAGGUCGCAUUCCUCCUACAUCAAAAGCCAGCAUACAUAUCCCCCGCAGUGGAGGCAUUCUAUAUCCGAGAUCCGAUCGCCCUACGGCCGCUUCGAACGAAGGAUAUUUCUGAUCUGACUUUCAGCCCCAACGACUUGGUCACCGUGAGCGUUAGAUUCACGCGAGUUGGAUAUGCUCAGUUGAAGAGCCAAGAAUUUCCCGUUCCAAGCAGCUGGGCUUCCAAGUUACCACCAAUGGAUGAUCAAAAAGCAUACGCUCGCGCUGAAGCGGGGAUGAAGCUUGCCUGUGGCUUUGAAAUGCUGCUCCAUGAUCCUCACUACCAAGACAAAGGCUCUGUCCGCGAAAUGAAGCUUCUUCUUGAGGACAUUGAGACUGGGGAUGAGCUGCUACCUACCGACGAGGAAAUUGAAAAGUCUUGGGACAAGCGAGAAGAUGAUGAAAAAUGGAUGGAUAUCAACUUUGAGGAUCUAGACAGAGAGCUCAAAGGAAAGGGAAAAUCCGGCGAGAAAACCGGAGGCGAUUUUGGCGAUGCAAGUGCACAAGAAAAUUUACAGCGGAUCGUGGCUCGCUUUGAAGAAUUCUUGAACGACAACUCGGCAGGCUUUGAAGGAGCCGAUUUUAUUGAUGAUUUCGACUCUGACUCAGAUGUCAACGAAGACGAUGAUGACGAUGAGGUCAGCAGUGAUGGAGAAGACAAGGAUGCCUCCUUUGAUGAAGAGGAGUUCUCUCGGAUGAUGAAAGAAAUGAUGGGCAUGCCGUCCGGGUCUGGCCAAGGACCAGACAUUUCUACACCUCUGCGUAACCGGAUCAAGGAGCUGGAUGAUCUCGAAGAAGAAGAAGACGACGAUACCGAACAGAUUCAAGCGUUGUCCCGACAGAUGGAAGCCGAACUUAAAGGAACAGGUGUGCUUGAUCUCAACAAACACCAGCAGAAAUUGGCGACUGGGGCGAGCUCCUCCAAGGGCAAGACCGCAGUGUCAUCCAAUCCCGAUUUUGAGGGGGAUGACGAGGAUGACGACGUCAACAUUAACCUCGCAAAGAACCUGCUCGAGGCGUUACAGGGUCAGGCUGGUAAUGCUGGCCCGGCUGGGAACAUGUUAUCCAUGUUGAACCUGCGCAUGCCCAAAGAUGACCGCUGUUAA